AUGUUAAUUAUACAAAAGCGACCUCAGAGCCCCUAUUGUGCUCGGGAUCCGCGCUGUCUGUACCUACUCAAACAUCAAGUCAGAAAUGCAACGUCAUCUAAUGAAGGAACAAAUGAAUCGGACGAGAGUAUUUUUCGCGUAUAUGGUAAUGAAGCACGGGACACAACAAUUGACGGUGGUGACGACCUAGGAACAUUGGAGUGGUGUUUAAGGGUUUGUGGCAGCAUAAGCGAAGAAUCUGAUAUACCACCUCUGACACUUUUAGGUAUAAUACUAUCUUUGUUGCAAAGCGCCAACGAUGACAUAAUUGCCGCUACUCUUGCGGAGAAAUUAGGAUUCUCACACCUCCAUUUUAUAUCCAGAGUGAUUCAUUUCCGUAAGAAUUUGCUUCAGCAAUGGACAUUGCAGCUGCAAUUUGUGGCACAAGGCCUCAUUCGCAACAAGACAAGCACACAUAUGCGCACACAACUCCAAUCUCUACUAUUGAAACUGACCGGCAAUGGUAUGCAGCAUAACCUCAGCAACAUUGAUGAUAUGCUAAGUAAAAUACCGCCUGAGGAGUUGUUAACGGUGUUAUUCACGGGUUCAGAUACCUUCAAGCUCACCGAUACUGCACCUUUUAUUCCUAAAAAAGUGGCAUUGGAUAUUGACCGCGACGAUAACGAGAUAUUUGAGAGAAUAGUGUUACCUCCAAUCCAAAAUCCAAUUGUCGCCAAUGACGAAGAUCUAAUCGCAGUAGAUGCCCUGCCAUUAUGGGCACGAGGAGCGUUUAAGGGCAUUGCAAAAUUUAAUACGAUUCAAUCCAUGGUCUUCCAUACCGCAUUCAACACAUCUCAUAAUAUGUUGCUAUCUGCGCCUACUGGUAUGUUCAUAGCAGUGCCACUCCAACGUAUUCUAGGUUGCGGGAAAACGAAUGUCGCUAUGCUCUGCACCCUACAGAACUUUGGCCUCUUUUUCACGGAAGGUCAUAAGAAAGGAAAGGUUGUAUACAUAGCUCCCAUGAAAGCACUUGCCGCGGAGAUCACAUCUAAAUUUUCGUUGGCUCUGGAGCCGUUGGGCCUAGCUGUACGUGAGGUUACUGGUGACACGGAAGCUUCGUUGGGUUCCCUUGUCUCCACCGACGUAAUCGUAACCACGCCGGAGAAGUUCGACGUAAUAACAAGAAAUUCGAAUUCCACCGGAACUCAAUCGGAUAACUCCUUUCUUACGAAAGUUAGUUGUGUCAUAAUUGACGAAGUUCAUUUGUUAAACGAUGCACGUGGCUCCGUAUUGGAGAUAGUUGUGGCGCGAAUAUUCAGACUCAUUGAAUCAACCCAAGUGACAAGGAGAAUAGUUGCAAUUUCUGCCACAUUACCCAAUUGGCACGAUGUGGCGGAAUUUCUACGGGUGCAGCCUGAAAAUGCCUAUUAUUUUGGAAGGGAAUACAGGCACGUUCCACUAGAACAGAUAUUUUAUGGGGUCAAAGAUCGCGAUCCAUCAAGCGUUAUGCUGGAUAUAUGUUUCGAACAUAUGAUACAGGUGGUAGAGAAGGGAAAACAAUGCUUAGUUUUUGUUCACUCUAGAAAAGAGACCGUUACUACAGCUUCCAAGCUAAUAGAGAAAAUACAGGCUUCUCUGAGGGCUCAAACUAUGUUUAAACCCAAAAAGGAUGUGUACAGGCAUUUUAAUUCGCCACUGCGCAAGUGCAAAUAUGAGAGCAUAAGUAAAUUCGCUGAAUAUUGUAUAUCUAUUCAUCAUGCUGGAAUGGUGAGGAGGGAUCGUGAUCUUGUGGAGACGAUGUUCAAGGAUGGCCUGAUAAAGGUGUUGGUUUGUACUUCCACUCUUGCUUGGGGUGUUAACCUUCCAGCAAAUUGCGUAAUUAUAAAAGGCACAUUUAUAGGUGGAAUUGGUGUAGAUCGUCACCUUAAUUACUUAGAACUAACCCAAAUAAUGGGUAGAGCUGGAAGGCCGCAAUUUGAUACAUCCGGCACGGGUGUCCUUAUCACAGAGCAGAAAAACAUAAGCAAUUAUGUAAAGAUGCAGACUGAGCAAUUGCCAAUAGAAUCGAGGUUACACCGUCACUUGGAAAAUGCAUUGAACGCAGAAAUUGUAUUGGGAACAGUACUCAGCGAUUCCGACGCAGUUACAUGGUUACGAUACACGUUCCUGUACGUAAGAAUGCGCAAAAAUGCACUAAUAUACGGACUAAAGAGCAACAAAGAGGAAGACGUACUACUACACAUGCAAAGAAUGGUGCGUGAAGCCGCCGGAAAUCUGGACAAGUCAAAAUUGAUUCGUUAUCACGAAAGCAGUGGCGACUUUGCAUCUACCGACUUGGGGAGAAUCGCAUGCAGGUAUUACGUUGAUUUCGAAACGAUAUACAAUUUCGCCAUCUCUUUGAAUCCAGCACUCCAUGCAUCAUCAAUAUCUCAUGAGGACAAAUCCGUGCAUAAGGUGGGCGUAUCUCAUACACGAAAACAGACUUAUAUAAAUGAAGAGUACAUAUUAGAACGUUUGUGUGAAUGCAAGGAGUUUGAAACACUAAUAUACCGUAACGAUGAGUUGGAAGAAUUAAAGGAGCUCAUGGAUGCUAGUAUAUAUAAACCAAGAAGGGGUCUGAACCAUAUCACCACCAAAGUGAGUCUUCUUAUUGAAGCUCAUAUAAGUCGAAAAACAUUAAGGACGUCGAGCCUAUUGAGUGACAUGAACUACGUUAUACAAAAUACCGGGAGACUAUUGCUUGCAUAUUUUGAAGUGUCUAUCUCUGAGAUUGUAUCCGGGCCACCAAUAGGCGACGUUAUAUAUAAGUGGUUCCUUAUGUUUGAAAGGCAGAUCUGGGAUAUAAAAUGCAAACAGAACAGCGUUGUUUAUCAUUUCUGCGACCCUUAUCAUGCAUUGUAUGACAAAACGAAGAUACAAUCUAGCAGGUUGCCUACGUUGUCUACACUAACAGCUUCAAGACUUGUUAAGUACGAUCUAGAUACCCUUAUUAAUUUAACGCAUGCUGAGUUAGCCGACUCAGUUAAGUCCAAACAUGAGGCGUCGACAGCCCAAUCGUAUAUCCGAUUCAUUCCGUACCCUCAAGUGAACUCUUCAUGCCAACCGAUUACCCCACGAAUUGCUAAGGUGAAAGUUACCUUAGCAUUAAAAAAUUGUUGGAGCGCACGAUGGAAUGGCUUAAGUGAAUCGUUUCACGUAUGGAUAUGUUCUGAGGUUCGCAUAAUCAACAAGGCUAGCAUAACUCUUACUGCGGAUAACCAAAGGGAUAGCGUUGAGAUGUUCAUCCCACUUAAAGAAGAGGACAAUUAUAUGACAAUAAAAGUAUUCUCAUGCCGUUGGCUUGGAAUUGUAGUUGAGAAUCCUUUUCUAACACGUAGACUUCAGGUAGCCGAUGAUGGAUACACAAAACUAUUGGACCUCUUACCUCUCCCAACUACCGUGCUGAAAAAUAAUCACUUUGGUUAUCAGUAUAAGUAUUUAAAUCCGUUACAAACGCAGAUUUUCCCUCAUUGCUACUUUAGUGAUGACAAUUUGCUAGUUGGGGCACCAACUGGUUCGGGUAAAACAGCGAUUGCCGAGAUGUCAAUGUUUCGUUUAUGGAGAAGCCAGCCUCAGCAGAAAGUUGUUUACAUAGCGCCUCUCAAGGCGUUAGCAUACGAGAGACUAAAGGACUGGACCAUCAAAUUUGGGAAGUUCAAACGUGUAGUGGAAGUUACUGGUGAUUCGCACGCAACCGCUAGUGAGAUUGCGAGCAGCCAAAUCAUCAUAACAACUCCCGAGAAAUGGGAUGGUAUUUCACGCCAUUGGAAAAACCGUAAAUACGUUCGUUCGGUAGGCCUGUUGGUUAUCGAUGAAAUCCACUUGCUCGGAGAGAGCAGAGGUGCGGUGUUGGAAGCUAUAGUAACCAGGUUAUCAUUUAUUUCAAACUUCAGUGCAACUACUACCCGGCUAGUCUGCCUUUCCACCGCUCUAGCAAAUACAAAAGAAAUAGCGGAUUGGUUAGGAGUUAAACCUACUAAGGCAUUUAAUUUUUCGCCGGCAGUGAGACCUGUCGCAUGCAAACUUUACAUUAAUGGAUUUAACAUAAAAGCAUAUUGCCCAAGGAUGAAUUCGAUGAAUAAACCCGCAUUUUCUACGAUUCUUAGGCAUGACUUGGAUGCACCAGUGUUGGUUUUUGUAUCUUCAAGGAGGCAAACUAGGACUACGGCUCAGGAUUUUUUAGGCCUUAUUCAAAUAAAAUCAGUUAAAUGGAGCCGUGGAAACACAUUAUACGAACCAUUUUGUGACGAACAUUUAAAUAUGUUCGUAGAACACGGCAUAGGCAUUCAUCACGCUGGUUUGCAGGACAGCGACCGCACGCGAAUUGAAGACAUGUUCACCAGGGGACAGAUAAAGGUUCUGAUCGCUACGUCAACCUUGGCAUGGGGGGUUAAUCUACCGGCCAAGAUUGUUAUCAUCAAGGGCACCGAAUAUUAUGACGGCAAAACAAAAAAAUAUGCGGAUUAUUCGGUAACCGACAUAAUGCAAAUGGUAGGACGUGCUGGGAGGAAAAUACACGACAAAGAAGCGUACGCGUAUAUAUACACAGAGUCUCGUAAGGUAGACUUUUACAAAGCUUUCAUGUUUUCACCGUUUCCCGCCGAGUCCUCCUUCCAUGAGCGUAUAGUCGACAGCCUCAAUUCCGAAAUCGCAUCAGGGACAGUAGCUAGUAGUGAACAAGCAUUAGAAUACAUCAGAAAUACAUUUUUUUACAGGCGCUUGCAAAAAAAUUCGACAUAUUAUUUGCAUAUGGAAUUUCUGUCAGGUUGUAACGAGGAAUCCAGCACCGAUGAUAUGGCCCAACGCGUAAUUUGUCUGUGCCUUGAACAUCUAUUAGAUAUUGGCUGCAUAUCAAUAAAUUACAACCAAAGUCAAGCUUUGGGUAAGGAUAAUGUGCUAAUCCCCUCGGUAAUGGGUAUGCUUUCAUCUCAAUACUACAUUUGUACUCAAACAGUGGCAACAUUUACAGUUUAUCUGCAACAAAAUGCCGCAGGUAUCGGCAUAUUCAAAAUGUUACGCGCUUUGGCAAAUGCUAAAGAAUUCGAUGAAGUGCCCUUGAGGCACAACGAAGACUUAUACAACAUGACUCUUUCUUCAACUGCCGUUAUGCCUAUUGCCAGCGCAGACGCAUCUAAUCCGCACGCUAAGACAUUCCUCCUCCUGCAGAUGCGUUUAUUUGGUCUGAAAGCCCCGAUAUUCGACUACAACAAUGAUUUGAAGUCGGUCUUGGACCAGCUGCCUCGUAUAUGUCAGGCCUUGAUUGAUAUUAUUGCCUGUUGGCGUGACUUCCGGUUAAUGCAAUAUACCUUGCUUAUUUACAAGCAUAUUCUUUCCGGAGCCAACUUCCUGGAGCAGCCAUUAUCGUUCGAUGGUGCCGCCGACAUAAUUGUGAAAAUGGUAGAUGUAACGUCAGGAAGAACACUGCAUGGUACAGUACUAUGCAAUUUAGAGAACUGGUAUCAAUAUGACGUAAGCAAUGCGCAUGAGCUCAACGUCAUUAUAAGCAUACGCAAGCUACCAUCCAAUAACGACGUAAACUACUUAACGUUUGGCGAUGAGCGUUCCAACGUACUGUUCGGUUUCAAAAAGCUUACAUCUGCUGGCACCCAUAAUUUCAGGUAUGAAGCCUUCCUACGGCGUCACAGUGCGCAGACUGAAACUCGGUUGUUUGCAAGGCCAUCUCAUUACAAAGGUGAUCCUCACUUCAUGCGGCACCCUACGCUUCGACCAACAACACACCCUGAUACUUUCAACAAGCUAAUCUGA
Babesia bigemina is the source of this 5784-nucleotide messenger RNA. RefSeq lists its product as hypothetical. NCBI's taxonomy places the organism in Eukaryota, Apicomplexa, Aconoidasida, Piroplasmida, Babesiidae. The coding region runs from base 1 to 5784 and encodes 1927 amino acids. Gene Ontology annotation, molecular function: nucleic acid binding; ATP binding. The transcript has 8 exons. The record is from RefSeq and is a predicted model, not a curated record.